Messenger RNA from Puccinia triticina, 1104 nucleotides. RefSeq lists its product as uncharacterized. The record is from RefSeq and is a predicted model, not a curated record. Gene Ontology annotation, molecular function: RNA binding. The transcript has 5 exons. Bases 1 to 1104 code for a protein of 367 amino acids. NCBI's taxonomy places the organism in Eukaryota, Fungi, Basidiomycota, Pucciniomycetes, Pucciniales, Pucciniaceae.
AUGAUGGAGCAAAACCCUUGGCUCUCUUCGGCAAACGACCAGCCUCGAUUGGAUGGCUUUCAGUUUCAUUUAGGGGACCAGUCUUCCCCUGAGAUUUCCGAUUUUGACGAACACAGUUCUUCCUCUGCCAUAGCCUACUUGAGAUUACCACCCGUCCAUCCACCGUCGCCGACCAACAUUUUCCUGGCAAACUUCCCAAAGAGCUGGAACGAAUACGAUUUGGCUCAGAUAUUUGACGGUAUCCCUAUUCUGACGGUUCACGUGAUAAGGGACAAGAUUACAUCGAAUGUCGGCGGCGGUUUCAGUCGGGGAGUGGGUUUCGUAAAUGUGCUUUAUAAGCAUGAGGCUGUUGCGUUGGUCCAACACCUCGACAGAAAAAUUUGGCUUGACGUAGAAGCGCCACUGAAAAUCCGAUUGGCCAAGGCAACCGCACCAAAUCCGAAGGUUGACAUAGACAUCAACGGCAUGAUGGAUCCCGCCACUAGGCCGAAGGAGGGCGAACUUAGCCCCGGACGACGUCCCGGUCCUAAAGUCAACUUGCUCAAAGAACUCGAGAUUGUCGUGACAUUAGCAAAACGGCCUAUUCAACCAAGUCCUUCGUUUACCCAAAGUCCAACUGUACCCGGGGGCCUUUACAACUUGUGGGAGCCCGUGGACAAGCACCGCUCGAACGCUUGGCCACGCUAUACGAAGUUUGAACCAACGCAUCUCCCAAAUGAAAUCAAUCCAUUUCGUUCCCCCGUUCAUUCGAGCCCGAGCACACCCUAUGACGCCAAAGGAGUUCUCGACGCUCACGCGAGUCAGUGGGCGUCGUGGCAGUCGAACCAGACUGCAAUCAAGCCGACGGUCUUCGAUCAAUGCCCUCCGAUGAGGUGCUACCCUUAUUCAAAUGGGUUCCACAAUUCACCUAUUCAACAGAAUAUUCAUUCGCCAUCGGUAGCAGAGAAUUUUCCCAGUGCAGGUUCGCCGGGAUCCAAGUUUGAUUACGGCUUUGUUGGUGGUCCGGCGGUUGAUCUACUCAGCGGGGCUGUAAUCUCUCCUCGACGCCAUCAACGCAACUCUUCGCCAAUAUCAAGUGAAGAAAGUAUGCCACGUUCGGGAUGA